AGGGGAGGGUGAGAGGGACGGCGAGAGGCGGAACAAACCGGUGUGUGUCCGGAUACACGCUGAAACGGCUCGCCCGCACUGCAGAUUAACUCUUCAGACGCCGGGGAUGCUCAGCGUAAUAGCACAAGUCACAGCAUCCGCGUCCUUUGUUUUUUUUGGGGGGAUCUGUUGGUCGUUGUGAGGAGAUAUUUCCUGAUGUUGAUGAUUUUAUCAUAGGAUACAGGCUCUGUGUGUUCCUCGGUAUAAUCGAGUAAUCUGACUGCAGCCGCUGUGUGUCAUCCUAGCCAGAUGAUCCAGUGAUGGACAGCUCCUCGACCGAGCGUUUUUGCAGAAGUGGAAUAGAUAUGAUGAGAAAUUCAUCCCAGCUGUCAGUAGAAGCAACAGAUCAACUCUGAUUUUUCCUCUCUUCAAUCUACCUCUGACGAGAUCAGCCAUUAAUAACCCAUUAACUCAGGCUGACCACAAAGCUUCCUUUGUGACACUUAUUAUAUUGUUGCAGGGAAAAGCCAAUCCAGUGGCUGACGGGUUGGGAGGAGGAGGAGCUUCAGGUCCCAUCAGGAGUGUUGUGAGGUUAGUGGUGAGCGGGUUGCUGGUGCCGAAUGCAGAACAUCCUCGAGCAGAACUUGGACAUGGCCACGGCUCUGCUUGCGGGUGAGAAGUUGAAGGAGUUGAUCUUGCCGGGUUCCACACAGGAUGAGAAGAGCGGUGUACUGGCGGGUCUCAUGGUGCAACUCAAACUAGAGUUGCCCUUUGACCGGGUCGUCACCAUAGGAACUGUCAUCAUCCCUAUACUGCUGGUCACAUUAGUUUUCACACGGAACUUUGCAGAGGAAUCUAUAUAUUGCUACACCCCACACAACUUCACACGCGACCAGGCCCUGUAUGCCAGAGGCUACUGCUGGACAGAGCUGCGGGAUGCAGUGCCUGGAGUCGACCCCCAGCUUCGGCCCUCCUUGUUUGAGCACAAGUUUCUGCCCUACGCUCUGCUGGCCUUCGCAGGCAUCAUGUACAUACCUGCCCUGGCAUGGGAGUUCCUGGCCUCCACUCGACUCACCUCUGAGCUCAACUUCUUGCUUCAAGAGAUUGACAACUGCUACCACAGGGCGGCCGAAGGCAGAGCACCCAAGAUUGAGAAGCAGAUCCAGUCCAAGGGGCCGGGGAUUACAGAACGUGAGCGGAGGGAGAUCAUCGAGAACGCAGAGAAGGAGAAGAGCCCCGAGCAGAACCUGUUUGAGAAGUAUCUUGAGCGCCGUGGGCAGAGUAACUUUCUGGCUAAGCUGUAUUUGGGGCGACAUUUAGCCAUCAUCUGCCUCAGCUCAAUACCCAUAACGUACCUGAGCACCUACUAUGCCCGUCAGAGGCAGAACGAGUUCACUUGCGCGCUUGGCGAGCCGCCGGACACUAGCAGCAUCCCUGAACUCCGGCUGAAUGUUAACUGCAAGCUCCCAGCUGUGCAGCUCCAGCGCAUUAUGGCCGCAGUGGACAUCGCUUUGCUGUGUACUAUGAACCUCAUUAUCCUUGUGAACUUGCUGCAUUUGUUUGUAGUCCGGAAGUCAAAUUUCGUCUUCGACAAGCUGCACAAAGUUGGUAUCAAAACUCGCCGGCGCUGGCAGAAGUCACAAUUUUGUGACAUUAACAUUCUGGCCAUGUUCUGUAAUGAGAACAGAGACCACAUUAAGUCUCUCAACAGACUGGACUUUAUCACCAACGAGAGUGACCUCAUGUAUGAUAACGUGGUGCGGCAGCUGCUGGCAGCAUUGGCUCAAUCCAACCACGAUGCCACUCCGACUGUGAGAGACUCUGGGAACCAGACUAUUGACCCCAGUUUGGACCCCUCAAUGCUGGGUGUGGGAGAAUUGGGAGGAGAGCCCUCAGUAAUCAAGAGACCCCGCAAGAAGAUGAAGUGGAUCCCCUCAUCUAACCCUCUGCCACAACCUUUUAAGGAACCCUUGAAUCUAACCAGACUGGAAAACAGUAUAAAGGCAGACAAACCUAAACCAGUCCGAAGGAAGAAUGUACCAGAUAGCAUUAUUGCUCCACUUCUGGACAGCAAGAGCACACAACAUCCUCCUACUAACAAAGCUGCAGAAACAAAUAAUAUAGAGAAGAAACACACUCUUAACCUCUCGCUGGAUGUUCAUCCUUACAUGCUAACCAUCCAGAAAGCAAAAACAGAAACGGUCGAUCCUGAGCCACCCCCGGUUGAGCACGCUCUCAGUAAUGUGUAUAUUGAGGGUCCACAUACAGUUGUCCAUGUCUCCUCUUCUCAUACUGAGAAGAAAGAGUCUCCUCCACUGUUGACCACCCCUGCCUUCUCCACAGCCACCCUCUCCACAACAUCAUAUAUGAAUGGUGGAGCGACCAACAUGCAACCUCCAGACUCCCCGAAUGUCAAAGAUCCUCUCAAUCAAGAGACAGAGCCUGAGAGCCAGCCAGGGCCUUUUAGUCGAAACCCCUCACACCCCCUGCUGAGCAUCCAUCACACACUGUAUGAGGAUGAGGAGGAGCAAAACAGAAGGGACAGACUAGCCAGACCGGGAGAGUUGAUUGCUGCUGGAGAGUGUUGAAGAAAAAUUUAGAUACACAACGACACACACACAAAUGCAAAAGCAAUUAGAAUAUGAACUGAAGCACAAAGGAAUAUGCCCUUUUUUAGGGUUAUGUUAAUGGUUUUUCCAUUAUGAGUGGAGGAGCUCACAUUAUUUCAUUUCCAGAGAUGAAGAUUAUGGGACAUUGGGGCAGCCAAUGUGUAACCUAUUUUGUACUCUUAAAGGUGCACUUAAUUAUUUUUGUUUAUGUUAAACUGGAGUUUUCAAUUACUGCUGGAUUAUUAAAAACUGUUAAUUUCUUUGUGUAAGAAAUAAGUGCACCUUUCAAAAUCAUCUCCCAGCCUUACAUUCACAUAUUAGGACGUGUGUAGUUUGAGGGAAAAUAAAAUCACCCAUGACCUUGGUGCUCACCAUAUGGGUUAACGAGUUCCCUAUGACAUUCCAAAUGAAGGCAAGGCACGUCAGAAUUUUGCACAAAGCACCAUUUGUUCCUGUAUCAUCAAUGUCUACAUCGUUUCAUGUUGUUUUUCACAAUCAAUGUCUGUUUCAUAUAGAUGUCUUAAGGUAUCCGACGCAAUACAUGUAUUCUUAAAAUAUGCAACCUCAUGUUUUUUUGUGGCAAUAAUAUGCACAUUUAGAAUGUAUAUACUUAGAUGUACAGAAAAAUAUAUAUAAUAUGAGAGAUUUUAGGCAUUCUUUUUUUUAAAAGACUGUCACAUGAUGUGUUCAUCCAAACACCUCUGGUGCACUUAUUAAAUGAGACAAUAUCACUCUGGGUCUUUGGGUUAAGUGCUCAAAGACAUUCAACUCCGGAUCAUCAGAAAAAAAUAUAGAUCCUUAUACCAGCUGUUUUGAACAAACGUUUUGACGGAAAGAUUUCAGCUUCUUCAGCUGGAUUUUCAAACUAAAGUGAAUUCAUGCUUUUGAUACCUAAAUCACCAUGAACCAGUUUGUGUAAGUGUCAUUCCACCUUUAUAAAUCCUUGAUAUUCACUUAUGCAUUUUGGGAUAAAGUAUAACAAAAGCCCUGCCAAAACAUACUUUUGUGAUUUUGAGUGAAUACAAAAAGCACACAAUUAGUAUCCAAGAGCACCUCUAACCACAAGGCAUGAGACUGAUAUUAGAGAUAGCUGCAGCUCACUGUUUUUCAAGCACAUAUCAUGCAUCGAAAGUGCAAUAUUUUGAUAAUGAUUUUGUGAUACAGCGAACACAGAUCAUGAAUGGCAAUACCAUUAGAGGGGAAGGCACUGCACCUGAUUUUCCAGCCUCGAAUUUUUAGAUGAGAAUAUAAUAUGAUGGUGUUAAGGGUGCUAAUCUCAAACUUGAAAAGCUUUAUGGCAACCGGUCUUUGAGCCAAUAUGUUAAAAUGGAUAGACAAAGUGUUUUAAAAGAAUAAAAGUCCAUGGCCAUGUUUAUUUUGUUCAUGCGUUAGCGGAAAUAUAAUUGUUUUGAAGUGACAUUUCAUUCUUUUUUAUUUAAUUUUUUUGUCUAUUUUGUGCCACAAAUUAUUGACAAAUGUUUAUGUUUAAUAUGUGUAUAUUUAUGGAACUGCAGCAUUUCAACCAAGUAACCUGCUUAGAAAAAAUAAUUAAUCUAUGCCAAAAAGAAAAAAACAAAUGUUAGAUUAUCACAUUUGGUUGUAUACUGCAUGUUCAAUGGUUAAUUAAACACAUGAUACACAAAUUACAUGGGUCAAA
Messenger RNA from Carassius gibelio (silver crucian carp), 4245 nucleotides. RefSeq names its product pannexin-2-like. Gene Ontology annotation, molecular function: channel activity. The coding region runs from base 600 to 2567 and encodes 655 amino acids. The transcript is spliced from 7 exons. The record is from RefSeq and is a predicted model, not a curated record. NCBI's taxonomy places the organism in Eukaryota, Metazoa, Chordata, Actinopteri, Cypriniformes, Cyprinidae. Gene Ontology annotation, biological process: monoatomic cation transport; positive regulation of interleukin-1 production.